GAAGAGAGAAACGGAUAGGACAAGCGUGAACCGCGCGACCCCGCAGUUCUCGACCGUUGCGUCGCCGCAGCAACUCGCCUCGCCGGCGGCCGCGCGCCCACCGACGAUGGCAGCAGCAGCCGCAGCCCACCACCUUCCCGUUGUGCCGCACCGCCUUGCCCCGAUGCGGCAAAUCAGCAGCAGCCCGCCGCCGCCGCUGCAUCCGGCCUCCCGCUGCUCCGCCACGGGGAAGCUGCCCGUCCAGCUCCGAGCGGCGCCGGCGAGGGCAGAGCGGGCGUCUGGGUUCGCCGCACGCGUCGCGUUCAACCCCUCCGGGAACUACGACCUCUCCCUCUCCAUGGGCCAAGACGAGACCCCACAGGUCCAACCUCCGCCACCACCUACCGAAGGGCGUUUUGAGAUCAUUAUCAACAAUAACACCAUCCGAACACUCGACCUAUCGCCGGUUCAAGAAGCACUUGGUGACUUGAGUUCCUUAACAGCAGCUGAUUCAAAAACCCUGUUGGAUCAAACCGUUGGGUUCACCAUUAACUACGAGAGAGAGGAUGAGUACGACACGCGUGAGCUGUCAGAGUUCCCUGACAUACGGCUGUGGUUCGUGAGGCUUGACGCUGCUUACCCUUGGUUCCCAGUUGUACUUGACUGGAGAGCUGGCGAGCUUGCGAGAUACACUGCAAUGCUUGUCCCUCAUCAGAUGAGCAUGCGAUUGGGUGUGGUCUUCAACCCAGAGGCGCUGGAGCUGUUCGUGAUGAAGAAAGUGUUUGCUGUGGAGACUUGGCUGAAGCAGCAAAAUCAUCCGAAGCCGAGGUUGAAGACUGCAGACAUGGCCAGGAUGCUCGGUUUCGGUGUUGGAGACGAGCUGUUCGAGUUGAUCGAGAAGUACCCUGUCCAUCGUUCGUGAUGAAAUAUACAAAGCUCAAAAUGGGGAUCCGAUCCCACAGAAUCAGUUACAGAAUUGUACAGAAAGGCACGUUUGCAUUCUUCCAGGAGCUUGGUGCUGUUGUUGCUCAUGGCCUUUUCGCUCUGUUGUCAGUGGCAGCAAACGAGGUCGGUGCCCCUGCUCCUGCGACCUAGCUUGUCUCUGCAUUAGAAAAUAAUAAGUGUCGUCUACAGUGGGACGAUUUUUACAAGUCAAUGGAUGGUAAAAUGAAAUUGGGUAAAAUGGUCUACCCAGCGAACGAAUUACUUUAUGUCAUCUUUUGGUGUAGAAUGAAUUUGCCUUUGCAGAAAUAUAACAUACGAUUCUGAAAGGAAACCAUUUACUGGAAAAAGAAUAAAGAAAAUCGUUCCCAAGCGGACGACUUUGGAA
Molecule: messenger RNA, 1309 nt
Organism: Sorghum bicolor (sorghum)
Lineage: Eukaryota; Viridiplantae; Streptophyta; Magnoliopsida; Poales; Poaceae
Product: protein CHLORORESPIRATORY REDUCTION 6, chloroplastic
Exons: 4
Coding region: 107-901 (264 amino acids)
Biological process (GO): NAD(P)H dehydrogenase complex assembly
Cellular component (GO): chloroplast
Source: RefSeq, a predicted model, not a curated record